AUGAUAGAAGAGAAGCAAAUGGUCUCUGCUAGCCUGCCCUCGGCGUCAACCUCAGAAGAAGUUAUCCCAUUCCCGUGUUUCCUUGUCGCAGUCUUCUUCACCACAGUCAGCGCAAUAUUCUGGCUGAUCUUCGUCCUGCUUCUCCAGUGUCGCGAUAUCGAUGUGCCGGACGAGGAAUGGUACCGUGCUUUCGACUACCACGGGGAAUUGUUCGAUGUCAAAACAACAUCCGGGUUGAAUUCGUCGUGCGUAGCGCCACCGUUCACCCAGAUCUACGCGAUCAGCAUGGGCGCCAUACCCUUGUUCCUGUGGCUGAUUGCCAGCUUCAGCAAGGAGGAGCUCGACCUAUUCGACGACGCCAUCUCCAAAAUGUUUAACGGUUUCUGCUGUGCAAUUGCUGACCAUCCCAUCCGUACCCUCGUUUCGAUACCUCUUUUUUUCCUACUGCUCGGUCUCAACCUAUAUGCCCUGUAU
Molecule: messenger RNA, 474 nt
Organism: Mesorhabditis spiculigera
Lineage: Eukaryota; Metazoa; Nematoda; Chromadorea; Rhabditida; Rhabditidae
Source: the annotation of a GenBank genome assembly